AUGGCUGCACGUUUUAUGGAACUUGAACGUAGAACAUUAAUUGUACAAUUCGUAGGUGUACAACCAUUAGCAUUUUAUGCAACAUCAGAUGGUACAGACUUAGUUCAAGAUAUAUUACGAAAUCAAUUAGCUCGAUCAAAUACUAAUAUAUUUGGACAAGAAGGUUCAUUAUCAAUAAAUGAUAAUGGAGAAUUUCUUACAUUUGAACCAGCAGAUACAAAAAAUCGAACAUUACAUUUACCAAUUGAACAUUUAGCUUAUUGUGGUGCAUUAAGACGUAUACGUCGUGAUCCAGGUGAUCAACGUAAUCCUGAUCAAAUUUUACGGCGAGAGUUUGAAAAUGUUGAUUUAGCAAAUCGUUAUGCACAAUAUAUUAUUGGUCCACCUAUAUUUGUUGCUGUAUUUCAUGGUUUUGAUAAUGCACUUUGCUAUACAUUUAUAACACAAAAUGCUGAUGAUGCUUGUCUUGCAGUUACGAAACUUAUGCGUGCAUUUAGACAAUGUGAACAACAACUAGAAGAACAAGGACAAGCAAAUCAAGGUUUUCCUUCACCUGUAAGUAUCAGUUGUGUCGAAGCACCUUCGCCUGUCGUAAUCGCACAAGGGUGCCCUGUAUACGAAUCACCACAAAUAGCUUCUCCUGCUUGUAUUCAACUACCGAAAAAAGUAACGAAUAUGUACGUUCAAGAUCCAUGCCAAGAUAGUUUUAUUCAAAACCUCCUUUGCAAUCCAAAUUUUCAAAUUAUUAAUCAACCAUGUUCAUCAUCAGCACCUGCUAUUACUCAGUGUGUUGAUAAUUUACCAAUUAUUUCAACAUCAUCACCUUCAGUAAGUUAUUAA
This is a messenger RNA of Rotaria sp. Silwood2, 840 nucleotides long. The record is from the annotation of a GenBank genome assembly. NCBI's taxonomy places the organism in Eukaryota, Metazoa, Rotifera, Eurotatoria, Philodinida, Philodinidae.